Messenger RNA from Diatraea saccharalis (sugarcane borer), 3710 nucleotides. NCBI's taxonomy places the organism in Eukaryota, Metazoa, Arthropoda, Insecta, Lepidoptera, Crambidae. The record is from the annotation of a GenBank genome assembly.
UUUGUUAUUAGAAUAUUGAACUGUGCUUAUUAAAUUAGAAAGAAUAAUAAAUAAAAAGUUAAAAUAAAUAUGAUUGGUGUACGUUUAAAUACCUUCAAUGACAGUUCUGGUGAGCCCGAACAAGAUGCUAAUUCAGCACUUACGGAACUUGACAAAGGUCUACGGUCUGGGAAAGUGGGUGAACAAUGCGAAGCUAUAGUGCGUUUCCCUCGCCUCUUCGAGAAAUAUCCUUUUCCUAUACUCAUCAACUCGUCAUUCCUAAAAUUAGCUGAUGUAUUUCGAAUGGGCAACAAUUUCUUAAGGCUAUGGGUUCUACGAGUUUGUCAACAAAGUGAGAAGCAUUUGGACAAAAUAUUAAAUGUAGAUGAGUUCUUGAGAAGAGUAUACAGUGUUCUACAUUCUAAUGAUCCUGUAGCAAGAGCUUUAGCUUUACGCACACUUGGUGCAGUGGCUGGCAUUAUUCCAGAGAGACAGAAUGUACAUCAUGCUAUUAGGAGAGGCCUAGACAGCCAUGAUAAUGUAGAAGUAGAUGCUGCUAUCUAUGCCACCACUAGAUUUGCUGCACAUUCCAACACUUUUGCAGUGGCAAUGUGUAAUAAAUUUUCUGACAUGGUGGAAUGUGAAAGCACUGGAGCUGAACGAAGAGCCAAACUAGUUAGGGCACUGAGGAGUGUCCACGGAGGAGGUGAUUGACAUUUUAAAACUACAGUAGAAUCCCGAUUAUCCAAAUCAAUUAAAACAAGGGGUAUUUCUUAUAAUCGAAAAUCCGGAUAAUCAAUUUCAACAUAAAAUCAAUUAAUUUUGAAAAUUUAACCAAUUUUUAUUUUGAUAUUGGGUUUCCAUUCAUCGUGGCUUAGAUACAAUAUAUAAAAAACAAGCUAUAUUGAUAAUGAAUUAAAUAAAUACCUAUAUAAUUUAUAACUGUAAUUGGAAAUAACAUGUUAUUGAUCUUUGCUUUGAUGUAAUAAAUAUCAUCCUUGAUGCGCUUCAGUUUUAACAUCUGUAUGGGGCACGAUUCAUUGUGUCUUUCAAAAUAACAUCAAGAGCUACAAAAGCUUUUGCAUGAUAGUGAUAGUAUACAUUUGUGCCGAAAAGGUAGUCUUUUUACUUAAUCACUUAAAGGUAAUUGAAAAAAUUAGAGAGCUGGAGAGCAAGUCUGUAAAAAAUCCGAAUUCGAAUUCAGUCACGUGUCGGAUACACGUCAUUUAAUGUAGAAAUUCUAUUGGAUCCAUUUUCGUAUAAAAAUAUAAAAUAAGAUUAAUUGAUAAAUACGUAUCUCAAAUAUUCUAUUCCUUUAUAAUUUCAAAACUCACUUCACUUAUCCACGAAGCGUUAUAACCAAUUCAAGGUUGAGCGGGUGCCGCUUUUGAAGUAAAUUCGGACACCUGAGUGAAUUCGAAGACAGAUUCAGAUUUUUACAGAAUCACAGGACCUAAGUACACAAUCGGAUCGGAGGAACACAAUCAUGGUCGGAGACAGGAAUAAACGUUUCAUAACAUGUCUUGUUGCAUUGUGAAUUUUUUUUAAGUUGACAAUUAAAGCUGAGAUGAAUGAGUUCGGAUAAUCGGGAUUCUACUGUAUUUUGAUAGCAGAAUAUUAAAAAGUUUCAAUGUUUUUAAGACUUCUCUUUAAAUUUUAGCUGUUCGUGCCCAAGGGGUCUUGAAAUUGCUCAGGUCACUUUUAGAGAGAUUUCCCUCAUCCAGUUCAGUGCGUGCAGCCAUAACUGCAUUGACAGCAAUAGCAGCAGAUACAGUGGUUCAUGUUCCAGACCAGGUGGAACUCCUUCUAAGCAUUGCUAUGAACGACGCCCGAUCAGCAGUAAGGCGCGCUGCUCUUGUGGGUUUGAAGAAGCUAGCUGAACAGGCGGCCCUUUGGCCAAAUGAAUGCUUACAAAAUCUAGUCCGAGCAGCCACUGAUAGCCAGGACACUAAGCAUACUAUGCUUUGUCUGCAGGUUAUGCAAGUAAGUGUUUUUAUUUUCUGUACGUUUUAUUAACAAUAUUUUCAUAAGAAAUUUCAUGCAAUCAGUUUAUGGAACCUCUAAUUAUUCAUUAUCUUUCAACUUAUUUUAUAAGGAAUAUGCAUACUAUAUUAAUAAUAAUAAUUAAUAUUGAUUUGGGAUAACAAAUAUACAAAACUAAAAGGAAAAUGUUUAUAGCAAUUAAUAUAUUGUUAAUUAAAUAUUUUCAAAAAUGUAGCGGUCGCAAUCGCUAAAAUGGUUUGGUGAUUACACAAUCAACAGCACAUUCGCCAUAAUUGAAUGAAUUAAGAAAUUUUAUUGCAUAUAAAUAUUUUUUUGCAUACAGAUUCUCGUAGAAUGCCCCGCUAUUUGUGCUGCGGCAGGGUCUCAGAGUAGUGCCUUACGGCAAUACUGCUCGGAUGCAGCUCUCAGCAUAGAUCUUCAUCAGGCUGCCAUUGCGUGCGAUGUACUUACCCGAAUUGUCGUUCAUUGGUAAAUAUCAUACAAAACUUAUUAAACUACCAGAAAUAUAAAAUUGUGGCCCCAGAAUAGUGCCUUGGGGCAGUAACAAUUAUAGGGGAUAUUUGAACUUUAAGAAGAUUGAGAGUAAGAGACCAGGCAAUUUACUGUUAUUCGUUAUUUUUCAUUUAACAAUUAGGUAUUAUUGAAUAAAAGAGAAGAGAUAAUAUAGAGUCUUUUUUAUAGAAAAAAAAAAACUCAUUCAUGAAUUUUAAUAUCAGAAGUAUUUUUUGCUGUAAUGAUAAAGUUUCUAGUAGGGAACCAAUCUACUAGUUUUAAUAAAUUAAGUGAAAAUUCGAUGAUUAUUAUUUAGUUACGAGGAAAGUCUACCUGUGGACGGUUCAGAGUUGAUGUUCGCUCUGGAGGCUCUAGUUAUAGCGACCAGCGUCGACGACGGGGCAGCCAAUAUAAAAGCACUUCGUAUAGCUCUUAGAUGUUUGGUAAGUUACAUACACACUCACACACAUACAUGUUAUAUUUAUCGUAAAAUAAAUUUACACUUAUCCAUAUAUAAACACACAGUCCAAACCGCUGAACCUAGAAGCCUGAAAUUUUGCAUGUAAGUGAUUUAUAUAACGUAAAUAAGCACUAAGAAAGGAAUUGUGGAAAUUCCACCCCUAAGGGUGGAAGCGUUUGUAUGAAACUUCUUUUUUUUUUAUACUUAUAUCAAUGAACAUUGGUGUAUCGGUUUAAUAAAAAAGAAUUUUAAAAAAUUGGUCAACAAUUGGCAGAAAUAUUGCUGAACAUACAUAAAAAAAAGUACAUCACUGUCGAACAUAUAACCUCCUUUUCCUAUUCGAUCGUGAAGUCAGUUAAAAAGAGCCUUAUAUUUGAUAAAUUUUGCACAAUGUCAGGUGAAACUGUGCACUGCGGAGCCGAGCGUGUACGCGGCGCGGACCGCCAGUGUGGUGGGGGCGCAGCUGAUGGAGGCGGCGCGCGGGCCCCGGGCCCUGGCGCGCGGGCCCCGGGCCCCGGCGCUGCUGGAGGCGCUGGGGGCGCUCGGCGGCGGCACGCACUGCCCCCGCUCCAUCGCGCCCGCGCUGCCCGCCCUCCUGCACGCGCUCGACGCUCACUGCAGGUGACCUAACCCAACCUUUUAUUAUAUAUGUUUUAUAUAUUCUCGAUAUUUGCAUAUGUAUUGUUAUAUAGUAUAUCAUUUAUAAUCUUUCCUAUCCUUUCUUUUCUUCCAACGGGCGGAUACCCUGGCAUAACUGCAUCUCGAAGCUGUUAUG